AAACACCACCUCAAGAAGUCGGAUUUCAUAACAAAAGUUAAGACUUUAGAUAUGUUAUGUUCUUUGAAUGCGACAUCGUCACACGUGGUAUAAGCAAGCACUUUUAAGUGAAAAGAUCUCAGUUUCACACAAAAGAAAGUUCUCAUUUCUGGGUUUUGUUUCAUUUUCUCGGUUGAGGUCAGAUUCUUGAUUUUUGUUGUCAUCUUCGAAUUUGGCUUGGCUAAAAAAAAAAUUAGUGUCACUGGCUUGCUUUUGAUCUAGGGUGUCCAUUGCAAACAGGCUAUUGAACUUAUUUGGCUGAAAUUAUCUCAAGAAGCUCGUAAGGUUAAUAACUAUAAUACUAGAAGAUCAAACUCACACUUCUGAUUGAACGGAUAUAGAAACAUGGUUCAGAAACUAGAAGCUAUCAAAGGGGGUGGAGGAUCUAUCAGGGUGGGUACCACUGGAACCAUUGGUGAUCUGAUGACAAGGGAGAUGGAAUCAAUAAAACCAUCCCCACAAGCAUCAGCAUCUGGUCAAGGUAAGCCUAGAACUAUUCCUGUUUCGGGGCCCUGUAGUGCUACUACCCCUAGAAAACUACAAGCAAGAAAAUCAUUAGAUGAAGCAAGCAGCAGCGGCUGUCGCAGCAGCAUUGGUCAUAGAAGCCCUGAAACUACUCGGAAAGUGAAAAGCUUCAAUAAAAGCACCCAUCGAAUGCCAAUGCUUGGCUCUGAUAACAGUACUUUGGAUAGAACUCCUAGUAGGGAGAAAUCUGACAAGAAAGCAACUCAUAUUGUGGAAAUUGUGGACAUAAAAUGUGGGAACCCAGAUAGAGCAUGGGCUAACCCUAUAACAAAUAAACUGAAGAAGCUCGGUUUCUCAAAGUUAUCUGAGAGCAUUGACUAAGCUUGCAACUUCUUGACAUCAGAUUUCAGGUUUCUAUAACUGAAUCUUGAAAUCCCAUUUGGCCGACUGCUAUCAGACACUUCCACCAUA
Molecule: messenger RNA, 975 nt
Organism: Populus euphratica (Euphrates poplar)
Lineage: Eukaryota; Viridiplantae; Streptophyta; Magnoliopsida; Malpighiales; Salicaceae
Product: hexon
Exons: 2
Coding region: 385-885 (166 amino acids)
Source: RefSeq, a predicted model, not a curated record